CAGUUCACUCUGGAUCUAACACACAACACAGAGAAGAUAAGAGAAUCACAGAUCCAUGGCGUUCAUAGAUAGAGCUUCUCCUGCUCUCACAGAAAUUCUCCUUAAACUCUAUCGGACUGAGAAGCCCUUGGAGAUUGAUCAUCACAUAUAUGAAAUUGGAUCAGCGGAAUACCAUAUUCAGUCUCAUGCCUCAAAUCCACAAAUAGCAUACUUGUCAAUAUCACUGCCGCCACUUUGCCAAGGACUUCAAUCAGAUAAACUAUCAAAUUUCACCAUUCAAAAGGUAAAAGGGCUUUGCCCAGAGGCUUUGGAGAUUGUUGAUCCUCCCAGGGAAGGAUACCAACUUACUCUCAUUCUUUACCUCAACCACAUUCCUCCUGCAAAAGAGCAUGUUAAAAUCAUCAGAGAGAUUUCCACAAUUCAAUCAGUCGUUCUAAGUUGUCAGCUGAAAGACAUGCUUCAGAAUGUUGAGUUCUAUAAACCCAUCAAAUUUGUGUACCAUCCAAGAGAACCAUUCUUUCUCAUCAAGCAGCCUCAAAGAAUCAUAGCAAUUUUCCCAAUUCGUUUCAGAGAAAAUGCAGAUGUCAUUAUUGCAACAGCUUUCUUUCAGGAACUCAUGGAUGUUGGAAACUCAGAUAAAUGGGCCAAGGCACCACGAUGUUCAUGGUCAGCCAUUCCUCCUCCAGAGUUAAGAGGAGAAGCAUUCGAGGAUUUGAGUACCAAUGGAGGAUUCGUCUCUUUCGAUAUCUCUUCACACCAUGUUGAAGGCAAAAGACCGGACAAGAUUCUAUGGAAUCUAUUAAACUUCAACGCAUAUGUGAGAUACCAUGUUAAGAGCACUAAAGGUUAUAUACAAAGAAGGAUGAGGAAGAAGUUGAAAAGUUUGGUUGAGGUUCUACACCCUACAAGCUUAGAGGAAAACAGACAACCCAAAAGACUUGAAGGAUGUAAGUACGUGAAGAAACUAGUAAGAUCAUCGAAAAAUAAAAUCCUGAAACGAAGAUGGGGUGGUUUUAGCAGACAGAUAAAAAGAAUUCGUUCCAGACUUAAAAUUCAUGGGUUUGGAAGAUUUCGUCAAAAGUGGUUGAGGUUCCCAAAAUUUUCAUCAAAUUCAAAGGGAUAUACAAAAUUAGAGUAAUUCUUUUUUCAGUUUUUUAUUUUUAUGAAAUAUGCAGACUUGUAUGAAGUAAGUCUAGAAUAAUAAUGCUCCAGCUCACUAAAUUUUUUUUCCCUUUUGAACAAAUAUCAAAUUCCAACAAAUUGAUUAUUGUAGACAAAAGAAGCAUUCAUGCUUAUUUCUUCCCAAA
Messenger RNA from Neltuma alba, 1307 nucleotides. RefSeq names its product actin-related protein 2/3 complex subunit 2B-like. Gene Ontology annotation, cellular component: actin cytoskeleton; Arp2/3 protein complex. The record is from RefSeq and is a predicted model, not a curated record. The coding region runs from base 56 to 1138 and encodes 360 amino acids. Gene Ontology annotation, molecular function: actin filament binding; structural constituent of cytoskeleton. Gene Ontology annotation, biological process: actin filament polymerization; Arp2/3 complex-mediated actin nucleation. Lineage: Eukaryota; Viridiplantae; Streptophyta; Magnoliopsida; Fabales; Fabaceae. The transcript is spliced from 10 exons.